AUGGCUGCUGCACCUGAUGCCGAGUUUCCACUUCUACAAUUACCAUAUCUGGGACAAAAACUUGUUGUAUGGACCAUGUCAACUAGUGAGAAAAUCCGCUACUCCCUUCUCUCCGAAAACGCCAAGAAACUCAUCAAAUCCCUACCACGCCGCGUCGAAUACCUCGAGUUCUUCUUAGACGAUCUCAAGAUCCAAAUCGGCUGCAAUUUGGAAGACACAAUUGAGAUGCGUUUGCCGGAAAGAACGGAUGAUGGAGAUGUUGAAUUGUCAGAAGAGAAGCCUGAAAAAGUGAAAGACUUUUGGAAACAAAAGUUGGCGGAGGCGAAGCCGGAGUUUAGUCUCAAGGAAUGGGUCGUCCAUAUUUCUGACGUGUUGAGGUGCAAUAAGAUCAAGUUGUUCUUCCAAGGAGGCUCUGGCCAGUAUAAGAUGCAAUCCAUUCAACAAUUAUUCCAAGGAAUGGAAAUCAUUGGUGUAGGAGUACAAGACACUGGAUACGAGCAUGCCAGGGAGGUGUUCAACGAGUUCCCGGAUGUUCGAGAGCUGACAUUCGGAAGCAAGUCAUUACGUAAUGACAUGAUAGAUGCUCUGGUCUCACGCGACUUGGACUACUUCAAAUGUGGACGUCAAUUUGAUAUCCAGGCAUUGCUCAGAAUGAAUUGCAAGGUUAUUGAGAUAUCUCCCGCCGAUUUGUCGCUUGGAGGUGUCAACCAACUUCUCAGGAGCUGGAGCUCAAUGAGCACUAAUCGCAACCUGGAAGUCUUCAGCGUCUUGCUCUUCAAGACAGAAUUCGAUGAGAGCAACUAUCUGGAGCAGAUAUUCGUAGGAGUUCAGUAUACUGUAGUGCCAAAGGAGAGCUAUCGGGAGUUCAGGACAUCGUAUGUGACUCAUUUGUGGGAGUUUGUGGAUGUUAUCAUCGGACAAUUCGAGAUUCAAAGGGAUGAUGGAGUGAAGGCAAGGAUUCAGGUGGAUAGAUUUGGAGCGGGGAUAAGAGUCAAGUUUUUGGUUGGGUAA
Messenger RNA from Caenorhabditis remanei, 1011 nucleotides. RefSeq lists its product as uncharacterized. Bases 1 to 1011 code for a protein of 336 amino acids. The transcript has 2 exons. NCBI's taxonomy places the organism in Eukaryota, Metazoa, Nematoda, Chromadorea, Rhabditida, Rhabditidae. The record is from RefSeq and is a predicted model, not a curated record.